Molecule: messenger RNA, 2560 nt
Organism: Acyrthosiphon pisum (pea aphid)
Lineage: Eukaryota; Metazoa; Arthropoda; Insecta; Hemiptera; Aphididae
Product: kelch-like protein 3
Exons: 11
Coding region: 311-2089 (592 amino acids)
Molecular function (GO): protein binding
Source: RefSeq, a predicted model, not a curated record
ACAAUCUUGUAGUGGGUAUCACCUCUUGUAGUCUUGUUAUCGCUUCGGCGCGCCAUGCGCAUCGGCCGCGGCUGCUCCAUCCUGUAAUCUCUAUCAGUUGAUUAGGAUUUCGGCUGUAUUCGAGUAUUCCUGUUAAAUCUUACAUACGGCAGAUCCGAGUUCCGAGACUCCACCACAUUUUGAACGCAAGACAAUAUCUAAUGGUAUAAGUACCUACCAUCAAAGAUAGUCACUAGAAACGAAAUUGAUGUAAUUUUCAACUGUGGUUGAACAUUUUGGACGAAACUCAUCGGUUAAUAACGGCGGUGGGAUGGAUAUUUCGAUGGAGACAUCAACCCGAGAGACAAUCCCAUUAAGUUCAAAUAGAUAUCCAGAUGAUGAUACCGAAAUUGCUUUAACAUCUAAAAGUUUAAAAUACAAAGGAAAAAAUGAACCUUACCCAAAUUUGAUGCAACUAGACGAGUGUACAAUGGACGUAUCACUGGUAGUGAACAACCAAAAACUAAAUGCCCACAAAAUUGUCUUAGCUUCAAAUAGUGCCUAUUUUGAUAGAAUGUUUGACAGUUAUUUCAAAGAACGGUUCCAAGAUAAAAUAGAAAUAAAUAUAACCGAUGUAAGCUUUGAAAUUUUGAGUACACUUGUUCAAUUUUUUUACACAUCAGAAAUAUAUAUCACAGAAAAUAAUGUUCAGGAUUUGUUGAUUAGUUCCAGUAUAUUUUUACUAGAUGAAGUCCAAACUGCAUGUGUAAACUACAUAAAAAAGAUAAUUGACGCGGAAAAUUGCAUAAAUAUGAAAGAUUUUGCUAAUACUCUAGGAUUAAACGAUCUCUAUUCUAUAUGCAUGACUUAUAUAAUAAACAAUUUCAGACUUGUAGCUAACUCUAAAGAGUUUAUGAAGACUAAUUAUGAUGAAAUAAUGCUAUUAAUCAAGAAUGAUGAUUUAUUUGCUAAAGAAGACAUGGUUUAUGAUGUUGUAAUGAAUUGGAUAAAAUAUGAUCCAGCAACUAGAUCAAAAUAUUCUUCAGAAUUGUUAUGGUAUGUUCGGUUACCAUUAGUUUUAAAUACUUACCAAGGAGUCAUAAAGGUUCAUGAGUAUCAAGGCGCUAAAAUUAAUGAACUUAGUUCUUUUCGAAUGGAACAUCGAAGACCAUUUAGAAAAGGCAUAUUAGUGAUAAGUCAUUAUCCAUUUGAAUCAACUCCAGAGUGGUAUGAUGCUGCGUAUGAUCAAUGGCAGAAUUGCAUAUGUGAAAAUUGUCUGUGUAAAACCUUUCAAUAUCGCUUAUUACCUCCUAGAACUUUGUGUACAGUUAUUUUACUCGAUGACGGUCGCUUAUUUGCUGCUGGAGGAUCUAGAUAUGGCACUGGAAUGAGAUCAACAUAUCUAUUCGAUCUGAAAACACACAAAUGGAUAUCCUUUAUGGACAUGCAUUUUGAACGUCUUAGACCAUUUAUAGUGCAACUUGGAUCUUAUGUUUAUGUGAUUGGCGGUUGCACUAGUGAAAAACAAGAUGCCAGUGCUAUAGAAUGUUUUGAUUUACUCAAAAAACAAUGGUUUGUCAUAAAUUGUGAAAUCGACCUAAUUGAGACAUUUAAAAAUAAUAAUUAUGUUGCCUGCGUUAAAGGAUUAAUUUACAUAAUUGGAAUAAAUGAAGCUGGAUACUAUGACUCUCAUAAUCACAAGUGGAAAUAUAUUGAUCCAAUACCUGAGUUUAAUACAGGUUCUGCGGUUUGCACAUUAAAUGGAAAUAUUUAUAUUAUUGGUGGUCAACGUUUGGAAAAUUGUUACAAAAGUGUAUGGGCAUACUGUACGCUAACUGAAGAAUGGGUAUCCUUAUCCGAACUAAAUUACGCUAGAUCGUUUUCUGGUGCUGUAGCAAUGAAUGGUAAUAUUUAUGUAUUUGGGGGAAAAAUGAUGAAUACGACCUAUUCAAAUACAUUUGAAAUAUACGAUCCUCAUGACAACAAAUGGGUAAUUUCACAUGCUUAUAUGAAAAAGGAUCGAUGUCACAUUGACGCUAUGGUGAUUGAAAAGAAUUCUGAAUUGUUUAAAAAAGUGUUUGAAGAAGCAACUAAUACUAUUAUUCAUUAAAAAGCGACUGUGAGUUAAAACUCAAUUUAUUUUAAUAAAACAAUAUAAUUAUUUAUAUUUACUCAAAAUUAUUUAGUAUAAUUUAGUGAGGAGUGUAAAGGUUAUAGUUAUUAUAUUAAUAAUUGUUAAAUGAAUAUUAUUUUACAGAAAAAAAAUGAUUCCUUUAUACCUAUUAAAAUAUUAUUUUCAAUAUUGUUUAUAGUAAAUUAAUUUUCUUGUAUUUAUAAUGUUUUAACCAUUCCUUUGUUGAAUAUAUAAUAACAUUUUAUUUAAGUUUUUAUUAUGUAAAUUUUAAACUAUCAUAAGAAUUUUUUACUUUAAAUAUAGUAUUUAAGUGAUUAUUGCAAUAUUUUUUUUCAGAGGUUUGUGAAAUAGUCACAAAUCAUAAUGCUUCUUAAUGUAAUUGUUAUAUGAAUCGCUUACUUCAAAUUUCUAAUAAUUAUUGUGUACAAUAAAAACAGUCAUAGUAAA